CUGAAACAAGUUUAUUUUCACAGAAUGCAAUUAUACAUAUCCUAAUAAUUUUUGUGAAUACCUUACUUGGUAUGGUAGCCUACUCCUGCUUUAUGGAUAUGGAUAAAACUGUAAGUUCUGUGUGAUAAAAAAGUAGUUUCCAGAAAAUAUCUUAGUUACUCUUUUAUAAAAUGAAUGCUCUAAAAUAAAUUUGGAGAGAAAAGAGUCUUCUUAAGUCUCUUGAUAGAGUUCAUUAUUGGUUACAUUAUUAAAGGGAUAAACAACAAAUGCUGAACCAAAUAUGUGGUAGUUAAUAUUUAAGUUAAGCUUAUCACAAUGUAAGAAAACAAGCCAAAAUCAAACUUACCAUGAGUUUUUUGAUUUUUGUUUUUUCGAAAGUUAGGUCUAUUGCAGUAAUUUUCUCCACAGCUCAAAUUCAAGGAAAAUAGAAAAACAAAAACUGUAGUUAGAUUAUCUUUGAAAUGCCAGUAUUGUUCAAAUGGGAAGCAAUAAUGUCAUUAUUUAUAAGGAAUUCUGACAGAUUAAAGUAGAGCUGACUAUAUAAAAGUGAAAAAUAUAAGUGAAAAUACUAAUUUUAUCUCUCAAGUAAGACCACAGACGUCUAUCAAACUGGCAAUAUCAAUUCAAUAUAGGAAGUAUAGUUGCUAUAAGGAAUAAUGCUGACAUUUUGAGGUGAAUAUUACUGGAUUUAUUUCCUGGGUGUAACCACAGGAGUGUAUUUCCGGGUUCAAGUCAGUAAACUAUGAUUUUAAAAAUAGUCAGUGAUAGAGGCGUAGUGUAGUUGGUUUUAUUUGAGAGUUUUUGAAAUAUCUCUGGUUUUAUUGGUUCUCAAAGAAUGAUGAUCGUCAACUAUUGUGUAUUACUGAGCAUCUUGCUUCUACCAGAGAAAAUUUUGGGGGCUUCAAAGGAACCAUUAAAAUGCUUUUCGUGUGACUCAGCCCAGUCAGCUGAUUGCGCUCAAAAUGACAAAAGCAAGCUGAAACAAUUUGAGACAGUUUGCGAUGCUGAGGCGUUUUUUUCGCUGCAUAAUUCUCUCAACCGCACCAAAACAGAACCUUUUCAACUUCCGUUUGGAUUCAUGAGCCUCGACAAAGCUUGCAUGAAAAUCGAUUACACAGGUGUGGACGGCAAGAAGAAAGAGGUGAUGAGACACUGUUCAUUGAAGUUUGACAAAUGCCAAGAAGCAAUCAAGAAUGACAUGAAAAACGUCUCCAAGUAUUCAUGCAAGCAGUGUACAGGAAGCCUGUGUAACAGUUCUCCCUCUCACUUUAUCAAUUCAUCUUCCUUUCUCAUGAUUGUCAUUUCAACAAUCACAUUGUCCCGUAUUCUAUAAGUUGUAAAAAUAACUCAAUUAAAUCUGUAACAAUAACAAAAAUAUUUUUUCCAAGUUGUAACGUUGUAACAAGAACAUAAAUUAUUUCUAAAUUUCGAUUUCAACAAUCCCCUUGACUUAUAUUCUCCAAGUUGUAACAAUAAUUCAAUUAUAAUUGUAUCAAUAACAUAAAUUAUUUUUUCUAAGUUGUAACAAGAACAUAAAUUAUUUCUGAAUUUCGACUUUAAUUGAUGAGGUGUAUUUUCUAUUCCUAUUUCCAAUUCUUUAUUGAUUCAUACUAUAAGUUCAUCAUAAAAAUGAUAGGGAAAGAAAAAAUAAGGUAACCUUGUGCUAUUCCUCUUCAAAUUCAGAUAAGGUUACACAUAGUCCGAAAUAGGUUAAGUCUUGUAGUUUUUCACUUCACAAGAUUUUCAUUCCCUUAAUUAUUUUCACAAGGUAGAUUUUUCAAUAUUUAGAUGCUUCAAAACCAAACAUGGAAAAAUAUCUCACACUAUUAUCACUAAAAUAGGAAAUAUUACAUAUUAAAGAAAUAGAUUUGCAGGACCAAAAACAAACUUAAUAUUCUAAAAGCAUAAACUUAGCUACUUGAUAUUUCUAAGUUAUAACAUAAAUUAUUCCUGAAUAUCGAUUGAUUGGGUUUUACUUUAUUUCUAUUAGGUAUUCCAAGUUGUAAAAAUAACAUGAAUUAUUUCUGAAUUCCAAUUGGGUGUAGGCCUAUAUUAUAUUCCUCCCGUAACUUAUUCAAUGUUCAUUUUUUUCAAAUUACAUCAAUUGAUCAAUAAUACUUCAAAUUAUUUGUUGUUUCUCUCCUAACUGGUCCAAUACUCACAUGCUCAUAAACGUCUAUAUAGGUUACAUCAAUAAUACUAAAAAUUAUUACUGAGUUUUAAUAAUUUUUAAUUGAUAUUUUUUUAUUUCUCCCAUGGUCAUCCUAUUUUCUUAUCAUGUAAUUCACUUACUAUAGAAGGAUGUUCAAUUUUAUCCUUUGAUUUUCAAUCUUCAACAAUUCUUGUAAGCUACAUCAAUAUAUACUACUACAAUAAAUGAUACCUAGUUUUGAAACUUUUUUAAUUGUUAUUCUUGGUUUCUCUCGUAGAUCUAUUGGACAGAAUUCAUUCGAUGUUCAUAUUAAUAUGUACUGUAUUUAAUUUUCUGUAAUUAUGGAGUAGAUUACUAAAGGAAUAAAUCUAUUGCUAUG
Messenger RNA from Nilaparvata lugens (brown planthopper), 2531 nucleotides. RefSeq lists its product as uncharacterized. Lineage: Eukaryota; Metazoa; Arthropoda; Insecta; Hemiptera; Delphacidae. Gene Ontology annotation, biological process: regulation of synaptic transmission, cholinergic; positive regulation of voltage-gated potassium channel activity; sleep. The transcript is spliced from 3 exons. Bases 836 to 1333 code for a protein of 165 amino acids. The record is from RefSeq and is a predicted model, not a curated record.